UGGCCUGAAGAGACAGCCGCUAGGCUGGAAACAGCAUAAAUGCAUCCAUGCCGAGCACAUCUACCGAGUUAACGGAAGAGUGGUACUCUGAGGAGGCCAUGGCCGCUGAGACUCUGGUCACAGUUCGUCUGGUGAGGUCCUUUGAGCACAGGAACUUCAAACCUGUGGUGUUUCACGGUGUCCGCUUGGAGCAGACCGUGCAGGACUUCAUGCAGCUCGUCAGAGACGAUAUUGCAACAAGGCCAGGACUUACCCCUCCAUUCAGGAAAUAUGGUUAUGACACUAUGAAGAUUAUCCACCAAGCUCAUCGAGCAAAGACAAACGAGUUAGUGAUGAGUUUAGAUGAUGAUGAAACUCUCAUUCUGCAAGAUGGCCAAACCCUCAGAGCUGCUGGUGUUGCUAACGAGACAGAAGUGGCCUUCUUCAGGAAGGAAGACUACAGUCUGUAUAAGGCUAACCCCAAAACUAACUGGUGACUGCAAACUUAAUGCUGCAUAAAGGACAGAGGUCAAAGGGCAAACAUGCCAAGAACAAACCCAACAGCUGUGCCAUGCUUCUGCUUCAGCAUUUUAAUUCAUGGGCUUUUUUUCUUUAAAGUCAAAGUUUAUUAUCCAGCGUACUGGUGGGUGUUUUUAUUUGUAGUUUAUGAUCCUUCAUUGUGAUCAUACACAUUCUUUUGUUGUUGAUGUUGUUUUAGAUAUGCUAAGUGUUUUCUGUUAGCUUACAUUUUUUAGCUUUUUUAAAAGUUGUACAGUAUUUAUUAUACUGCUCUGCUCAUUAUGGUCAUCAAUAAAAUCACGUUACAAUCUGCUCAGUUUAGUUCAGUGUUUCACACUUUGUGAUGGAUAUAAGAGAUACUUUUUCUAAUUUAAAUUCAUACAUAUAGUAUUCAGACUUUAAUAGCUUCAUUUGGUGGUUAGGUGCAUCCUGUCUGCUGUAGUCAUUGAAAUAUACACUGUAUUGAUUAUGCCUGUGGUGGGUCUAUGUAAAUAAUAUGCUAUAUUGUAUUGUUCUCUAGACAAAAGCUGUGCAGUUGAAGAACUCUGUGUACACCUCUUUAAUUAAUCUUUAGCGAACCACAGAUGAAGAGAAGAUCUGACUCCUCUCAGGGAAAACCGGAUUCAGUAACUGAAAUGGAAAAAGUAAACUGAAACACCUUUUUCUCAGGUUUGUCUGAGUAACACUCGUCUUACAUGAUGAGGAAAUUCAUAACUCAGAUCUAAUCAGAUACGAUCUGUACACUGUGAGCCAGCGCUGUACAGCAGCAUGCAGUGAAUAAAUGUUACAUCUUUGAGUCAGAACUCGUCCUGAGUUCAGUCCAUGAGGGAUAUGCUCACCUUAAUAAAGAUAAUAGACAUUCAGCACACAAACAUUUAAACUGAACAGCAGUAGUGCCUGUAAUGCUGGCGGAUUACUUUUAGAUGUCUGCACUAGUGCCCCUGUUUCAGGUGCAUCCUUAGAUGUGAUUUGCUUUAGGACCUGGCCAUCAGAAAGCUAAGUUUGACAAUGCUAAUCACCUACUGUAUGUCUGAGCAGAAGGGUCAGUGAAAGUAGUCCGAACUGAGGAAGGACUAAUUCAGAUUCAUUUACAGCGAGAUUAUAAAGCAGAACAUUUGAAGAACAGAAGAUGUGUUUGUAUUAGAUAAACAAAAAUGAAGAAUUUAAAUGUCUUUUUACAGCUCUUAUGUUAGGUUAAAACUUUCCAACACAGAGAUGAAAGUCGUGUACCUGAACAACUCUACCCCUGAAUAAAAGCCUUCCACUCUGCCAUGGCUUUU
Archocentrus centrarchus (flier cichlid) is the source of this 1778-nucleotide messenger RNA. RefSeq names its product chromosome unknown C2orf76 homolog (gene cunh2orf76). Bases 48 to 476 code for a protein of 142 amino acids. The transcript has 5 exons. The record is from RefSeq and is a predicted model, not a curated record. NCBI's taxonomy places the organism in Eukaryota, Metazoa, Chordata, Actinopteri, Cichliformes, Cichlidae.